UUUAUACAACAUGAAUGUCGCUGAUUUCAACAAUAGGUCAAAGUCGCUCCAGUGUUUGUUGAUCGUUGUCUUGGUUACCAUUUUAUCGGCGCAGGCGCAGAAACGGCACGGGUCGGUGUAUCGUUCUGGCAAAGGGCACGGUGGCGGCCAACAUGUCGUGAAUCAGUACCCUCCCUUUCAGCCGAGUGUUGAUAUUGUCGGAAGCGGCAUCAACGGCCCAAGUUUCGGAGGCAGUGAUUCGGGAUACGACUUGGGCGCAGGCGGACCGGAUAUGGGAGUCAGCGGCCCGAGCAUGAUGGGAAGUCACGUGGGUGGAAAACUGUUUCCGGUUGAGAGAAUUACAAAGCACGUGCGGACUACAGAGCACCAUUACGAUGACGGCGGAUCGACAGGUGGCGGAAUUGCCGGAAAUAUGGUUGGAGGUCAUGCCGGAAGUAUGCCCGGGCGUAAUUCAAUAAAUAUGGGAGGGAUUACCGGGAGCGGCGGAAUGGUGGGCGGCGGUGGAGGCAAAAUGCACAGGAUGGGUGGACCGAUGCUUAACGGUGGAGACAUCGGUAUCUCUGAUAUGGUGGACUCCGGAAUCGGCGGAACCUUGCAGCAGCCUCGGCCGCGGCCCCAGCCCAGGCCCCAGCCCGAGCCGUAUCCCAUGCCAUAUCCUGUUCCGGUACCAACACCGGUACCAAUACCAGUUCGUCCGGACGUUGUAAGACCAUACCCUGUGCGUAUCCCCGUACCUGUGCGUAUUCCACAGCCCAUUCCAGUCCGCGUCCCGGAGCCCAUUACCGUUCGCGUGCCGGAACCAUACCCGGUACCGUAUCCAGUCAAUGUCGGCGGGGGUUCUGCGCCUUCGAAUUCGGAUAGAUAUCGCGGUAAUUGUGACGAGUUUUACCGCUGCAUGAGUAUGUAUGGUUACCGCGCCUGUUACCAGUAUGAUGUCGGAUGUGAAAGGACGUACGGAGGUGCGGGGUAUAACCAAUACCAGGGAGGUAUCAACGGUAUGGGUGUUAUGGGACCCGGUUACCCGGGAGGUUUCGGAUACGGAAUGGAUUACCCGGACAUGGAUUACAAUUACAUGCCUAAUAUGGGCAGACCAGAAUACGGGAUGGGAAUGUACGGUCACGGAAGUUAUUCAAGAAACGGUAUGGGGAUAGCUGGAGGUGGGAUUGGUAUGGGAUAUGGUCAAAUGGCGUAUGGACGUGGGGAUAGUUGGGGUUUCGGAAUGGGAGGUGGUAUGGGAAUGAGGGGAGGAAUGGGUAUUGGCGGUCGAGGAUGGAAUGCUGGAAUUGGAGGAAUGGGAGGUGGAUUUGGAAUGGGAGGUGGGUUAGGAAUGGGAGGUGGGUUUGGAAUGGGAGGUGGGUUUGGAAUGGGGGGUCACGGCUGGGGAAUGGGUGGUAUGGGAGGCUGGGGAGGUGCGCGGGGUGGCGCCUGGUCUAGGCGAGCUGGUGGGCGGGCGGGCGGUGGCGGCGGUGGUGCCAAUGGAGAGGGAAGUGGAGGCGAGGGCGGUGAGGGAGGUAGCGGUGGCAGCGGCGGCAGCGGCGGUAGCGGCGGUAGCGGUCACAGAUGUAACGGAUAUUACUGUUAUAACGACGACGAAGACGAUUAG
This is a messenger RNA of Dreissena polymorpha, 1603 nucleotides long. RefSeq names its product elastin-like. The record is from RefSeq and is a predicted model, not a curated record. Bases 11 to 1603 code for a protein of 530 amino acids. The transcript is spliced from 4 exons. NCBI's taxonomy places the organism in Eukaryota, Metazoa, Mollusca, Bivalvia, Myida, Dreissenidae.